Molecule: messenger RNA, 1904 nt
Organism: Papilio machaon (common yellow swallowtail)
Lineage: Eukaryota; Metazoa; Arthropoda; Insecta; Lepidoptera; Papilionidae
Product: serine/threonine-protein kinase ICK
Exons: 5
Coding region: 126-1412 (428 amino acids)
Biological process (GO): intraciliary transport; cilium assembly; intracellular signal transduction
Cellular component (GO): nucleus; cilium; cytoplasm
Molecular function (GO): protein serine/threonine kinase activity; ATP binding
Source: RefSeq, a predicted model, not a curated record
UAAGAAAAUUCCCAUUGUCAUUUAGCUCUAUGUAAAACGACGGCAUGCUCUUGUCGUAGAAGAGAGAAAGUGUUCAGAGGUGUGCGGGGCGAGUUUGUUAGGGGUCGAGCGGGCGGCGGACGGACAUGAACCGGUACGUGGUGCUGCAGCAGCUCGGCGACGGCACCUACGGCUCCGUGGUGCUGGCGCAGCGCCGCGACACCGGGGAGAAGGUCGCCAUAAAACGUAUGAAACGGAAAUACUACUCGUGGGAUGAAGCAAUGAACCUACGCGAAGUAAAGUCGUUAAAAAAACUGAACCACGCCAAUAUUGUAAAAUUACGCGAAGUGAUACGUGAGAACGACACGCUGUAUUUUGUAUUCGAAUACAUGCGAGGUAACUUGUACCAGCUGAUGCGAGACUCCGAGCGGCCGCUUCCGGAGCCGGUGCUGCGCAAUAUCCUCUACCAGGUGUUACAGGGGCUGGCCCACAUGCACCGGCACGGCUUCUUCCACCGCGACCUCAAGCCCGAGAAUCUGCUGUGCGCGGGGCCCGACCUCAUCAAGAUCGCCGAUCUGGGACUGGCGCGCGAGGUGCGCUCGCGGCCGCCCUAUACGGACUACGUGUCGACGCGGUGGUACCGCGCGCCCGAGGUGCUGCUGCGCGACACGCACUACGGUCCGCCCAUCGACCUGUGGGCGUUGGGCUGCAUCGCCGCCGAGCUCUACACGUGUCGGCCAUUGUUUCCCGGAAAUUCGGAGAUCGACCAGCUGUACAAGAUCUGUGGUGUGCUGGGGAGCCCCGAGCGUGGGGAGUGGCCGGAGGGCUUCGCACUGGCGGAGGCGCUGCGGUUCCGUUUCCCCGCGAGCGCCGGGGUGCCGUUGGCGCGGGCGGUACCCGGCGCCUCGGCCGCCGCGCUGGCACUGCUCGCCGCUUUGCUCCGCUACCCGCCCAGAGACCGCCCUACCGCGCCACAAGCUCUACGUUUCCCUUACUUCGCCGUUGGAGUCGCUUUAGGUGUUCCGGCGCCUUCCUCGCGCGCUAGAAGAAGUGCAGUGCGCACGGACGCGGGGCAGGCCGCUGUCGGCGCCGGCGCCGCGCCUACGGCGGCGCCAUCCGCGCGCGCCGACCGCUUUGCAGACAUUCUCGGAGGCGAGGUGGUGCACGACGUGCGCCGCACGGUGGUGGCUGAGGCAGGCGUGCGCGAUGUGCGGGGGCGCGGCGUGGCGGCGCCGGACCCUGCGCCCCACGCGCCCCACGCGCCCGCCGCUGCCGCCGCGGCCUACCUCGGCGCCGCGCGCUACGUGGCGGGGACACGCAUCGACACAUCCCUGUUCCGUCCCAUAUACUUCCGGUCGCAUCGUGAGGCGACGGUAGUAGGCAGCGGCGAGCGUGGCGGCCGCGUUGAUUGGGCCGCCAAAUACCUGCGCUGAGUCGUCAUCUACGGGAGCUGAGCUACCAAGUCUCUGCGCUCAGCCGUCAUGUACCUGAGCUGCGCCACCAAGUACCUGCGCUGAGCCGUGCUGUACCUGCGCUGAGCCGCCAAGUACCUGCGCCGAGCUCAUUGAUGCCUACACGAUCGUUAAUUAAUUUUCUAGAACAGUUGUCGCAGCUUACGACAAGCCUGACAAGAGAUGGUAAAGUUUUCGGAAGGGCACUUACUGCAGGCGGCAAAAGUCCGAUUAUUAUGGCGAUCGGUCGGCGGUGCCUGCAUCUAGCGGCCGACGGCCCGGCUGAGACGCCGCGAGCUCGCACACUCUGUGUCGCAGAUACAUAUCAUUUCUCAUAGAAUAAACAGAGGGGAAUAGGUUUAGAUUGAGGAGAUAAUGAAUAGCAGUCCAACUGCCUCCACUUUACCAUCUUCUGUUAAAAAUUGGCAAAAGUCUGGCUUUUUUAUAUUUCAUUCAUAUUUAAUGUGCGUUUUG